Messenger RNA from Lolium rigidum, 1515 nucleotides. Its product is annotated as UDP-glucuronic acid decarboxylase 1-like. The coding region runs from base 1 to 1248 and encodes 415 amino acids. Lineage: Eukaryota; Viridiplantae; Streptophyta; Magnoliopsida; Poales; Poaceae. Gene Ontology annotation, cellular component: cytoplasm. Gene Ontology annotation, biological process: D-xylose metabolic process. The record is from RefSeq and is a predicted model, not a curated record. The transcript is spliced from 7 exons. Gene Ontology annotation, molecular function: NAD+ binding; UDP-glucuronate decarboxylase activity.
AUGAAGCAGCUCCACCGGCAGGCGAGCCUCAGCAAGCAGCACCGCGCGCACCACCGCACCCGCUCCCUCGCCUCCUACCUCCUCCGCGAGCACCGCCUCCUCUUCGUCCUCCUCGGCUUCCUCCUCGCCUCCUCCUUCUUCCUCCUCUACCCCUCCCUCACCCCGCACCCCAGCUCCCUCUCCGCAUCCUCCGCCCGCGCCGCCGAAGUCGCCGUCACCAGAACCCCCCGCGUCUUCUCCACCGCCGCCGCCAACAGCAACGCGGCGGCGGCGGCGGCGCGGCGCCUCCCGGUCGGCGUCCGCAAGAAGCCCCUGCGAGUCGUGGUCACGGGCGGCGCCGGCUUUGUCGGCAGCCACCUCGUCGACAGGCUCCUCGCCCGCGGGGACAGCGUCAUCGUCGUCGACAACUUCUUCACCGGCCGCAAGGACAACCUCGCGCACCACCUCGCCAACCCACGCUUCGAGCUCAUCCGCCACGACGUCGUCGAGCCCAUCCUCCUCGAGGUCGACCAGAUCUACCACCUCGCAUGCCCCGCCUCACCCGUCCACUACAAAUUCAACCCAAUCAAGACUAUCAAGACGAAUGUGAUGGGGACCUUGAACAUGCUCGGGCUGGCGAAGAGGGUCGGCGCCCGGUUCUUGCUCACCAGUACCAGUGAGGUGUAUGGUGAUCCUCUAGAGCAUCCUCAGAAGGAGAGCUACUGGGGCCACGUUAAUCCAAUAGGUGUUAGGAGUUGUUAUGAUGAGGGAAAAAGAACAGCAGAAACUCUCACCAUGGAUUACCAUCGCGGUGCUGGCGUUGAGGUGAGAAUUGCUCGCAUAUUCAACACGUAUGGCGCUCGUAUGUGUUUAGAUGAUGGCCGAGUCGUCAGCAACUUUGUUGCACAGGCUUUGCGAAAACAACCAAUGACAGUUUAUGGUGAUGGAAAACAAACAAGAAGCUUUCAGUAUGUUUCAGAUUUGGUCGAUGGAUUGGUAACUCUGAUGGAAAGCAAAUAUAUCGGACCUUUCAACUUGGGUAAUCCAGGCGAGUUUACAAUGUUAGAGCUUGCUCAGGUAGUAAAAGAGACAAUUGACCCUAGUGCGAGUGUUGAAUUUAAACCAAACACUGCAGAUGAUCCACACAUGAGAAAACCUGACAUCUCAAAGGCUAAAUCUCUUCUCCAUUGGGAGCCAAAAGUCUCACUGAGGCAAGGACUGCCACGAAUGGUUUCAGACUUCCAGAAACGCAUCUUGGAUGAGAAAUGAGGAGUUGGGGUUUCUGAACUCGGAACUGUAUUAUAUACUUCACGGAGCGUUUUUGGUGCCUUGACAAGCUCGGCUACAGGAGUACAGACUACAGAUAACUUACCCAAGAUUCUUCUUCCAGGCAUUUCCUUUAGUGACAUGACAACUGUUAUUCGAUUUUAGUUUCAUUAAUACAUUGGUUUUGUCUCGGAAGUGGGAAUCAUGUGCUCAUGUUCUUGUCAAAACCUUAAUAUAGAGCCUUUUUUUCUUUUGCUUAGAAUGCUAUUU